UUUGCCGUCUGGAAUUCCUUCGAUUUGAUCAUCAUUUUCAACAGCCUAGAUUCUCUAGCUCAUCAGGACAAAUCGUUCGAAAUUGUUUUGAAUCACCUUUCUGAUCGAGAUGACAGCAUGGCCGUGAUCUUUCAUCCUGAUGAUCCGCCGUCUCUUCGCGAUCUUGCUUGUCGUCGGCGAGCUUCGUUCAUCGGGAAUGAAGUCCGAGUCGCUGAUGAGGUCGAGGCCCUCGAACGGUUUUCUUCUAUCGUAGCAGGAUUUUCUCUAGAAGGUGGAGAAACGGUACAGAUACGGAUGGAAUGGCGUCGCAUUUGCCGCGAAAUGGGUCGUGUCCAAGAAGGGAAGGAUUCAAAAUCUUAUCUGCAUUUCCGCCGUUCAGAUGUCAUGGUGGCGUUCACCGCAAACUGCCGCAAUUUGCUGCCAUCCGCAUCAAUCGUCUCAGAACUAGAAGGGACAUUCAUCAAAAAUGUCCAAGCGUCUUCUAAGUAUCCAACACUUAUCGCGACGCCACGUACCCAGGAGCAAAUUCGUCAAUGCGUUAAUUGGGCAUUGGAAAACAAUUUUGGCUUGACGGUGAUUGGUGGCGGCCACAGCGAACAUUGUAUACAACAGAACAUUUUAGCCAUUGACAUGAAACGCUUCAAUGGGAUAAACAUCAUCAAAGGUCCUUAUGGGGAAGAAUCUACUGGCGACAAAUUUGCUGUUAUCAAGUCUGGUUGCAAAAUCCUCGAAAUCGUCGAGAGACUUGGGAAGCAUGGCCUCACCGUGCCUUUGGGUACUCGCCCAAGCGUAGGUGCUGGCUCUUGGCUUCAAGGUGGUAUUGGGCAUCUUUCAAGGAAAUUCGGUCUGUCCAGCGACCACAUCGUUGGUGCGGUUCUAGUCGAGCUCAAAUCCGGUAGAUUAUUACGUGUAGGACAUGUAUCGGACCGUCCAGUACCAAAAGACAAAGUCAGCCUCAGUGAAGAGGAUGAAGAAGAGCUAUUGUGGGCAAUACAGGGCGCUGGAACCAACUUUGGAGUCGUGAUCAGUGUUACAAUGAUGGUUGUAGAAGUACCAUUGUUUAAGACUCUUGAUUGGAUCACUUCAUCAGCGAGCCAAGAGGAGAUAGCAACAAAGAUAAGAGAAUACGAGGAUUUAACGCCGACCGCUAAGUUUGCUGCUUUCUCGGCAGAUGCAUACCUGUUUAUGGAAGGGGAUCAGCUCAAGCUCGGCGUAACUUUGAUCUGUACCGACCAGUCAGUGCAUGCCUCUUCGCAAGAUGUGGUAAAUACUAUGCGCGAUAUCUUUGGAGACGAGAAAUCCAUCACUGACCAAACGGAGGAAAACCUGCUCAGAUCCGCAACAUUCAUGUCUACCUUCCAUGAUGGGCACGACGGUGGUAAAAAAUCAGCCUUCAAGCGGUCUGUAUUUCUCAACUCGAUUGGCAGUGAGCCCCUUAUCACCCACUUGACUGAAGCUGUAGAGGCCGCUCCCAACGAUCUUUGCUACAUUGAAUUAGUGCUUGGUGGAGGUCAGAUAUCUCGAGUGGCACCGUCCGCAACAGCUUUUGGAUGCCGAAACUGGGAGUUCGCUUGUGUGGUCACUGGCAUCUGGCCCCGCGACAAUGAAACUUCUGCGAUGUCCGAAAGGGCCGUGGAUUGGGUUUAUAACGUGAUCAAAAAGCUCUUGCCAUGGAGUUGUGAAGUCUACGCUACCGACCUUGGGCCGGACCCUAGGGACACAGCACUGGCUGCUCAUGCUUUUGGGACCAAUGGGCCCCGCCUUGCACGCCUCAAGCAAAAGUGGGAUCCACUGAACGUCCUAGCCUAUACCUGUCCACUUCCAGACCUGAAGAUGAAACCGGAGAUCAUCUUUCUUGUCACAGGAUCGAGCGGAGUAGGGAAAGAUUACUGCGCCCAAGUUUGGGCUAAUACCUUCAAGAAGAGAGGCUUUUUUGCCACGGUGAAAAGCAUUAGUGCUGCGACAAAACAAGAGUAUGCUGCAGCGCAUGAUUUGGACUCUUUCAGGCUUCGUAACGAUCGCGAGUACAAGGAGCAGCAUAGAGAGGGUUUGACGAAGUUCUACCAUGACCAAGUAGAUCGCAGACCAUCAUUGCCAGGGGAACAUUUCGUUAAAGUGGUUCGUGAGGCUGGUGACGUGAAUGUGGUCUUUGUUACGGGACUCAGGGAUCCCGCACCUGUCACUAGCUUUGGACAUUUGGUGUCACAUAGUAGGGUCUUUGAAAUUAACGUCAGAGCAGAAGAGAACACAACGCGGCUUCGCCGAGGUUUAUCACGUGAGAAGCUUAAAAGUAAAGAGCGCACGCCACCAAGAGCACACCAACCAUGUUUCCAGUUCACGAACAAUGAGAGUGGAGAGAUCUCCGUCGACUCCUUCGGAACCACGAUUUUAAUACCAUUACUUAAUGAAGAAAUACGACGCUUGGAGAGUAUGGUACGGACGGUUCCCGACUUCCCUAAACAACGCACAAACUUUCGUCACAUUCUCGACAUUUGUCAGCACCCGGGAGGGCUGUCUCUAUGUACAAAACUGAUGGCAAAGAUCACAGGAGAUUUGCGUCCAAUAGUAGCGUGCGAGGCAGGCGGGUUCGUUUUUGCUUCGGCAUUAGCCUUGCAUACGAAUCAGAGGUUGGUAUUGAUUCGCGAAGCCGGCAAGCUUCCACCGCCAACUUUCGAGGUUGUCAAACAUCCAUCUAAUAUCACUUCUUUGACAUCAAAGAAGCAGAAACACGAGCAGAAGCAGAAGCAGAAGAAGAUGGUGUUAGAAUGGAACGCGAUUCCCAGAAACCCCUCUGUCUUGAUAGUCGACGAUGUACUCGCUACGGGGAGAACGCUUUGUGCGAUGCUACAACUGUUGGCAGCUGCCGGAGUUUCAGCGAAAGAUGUGGCAAUCAUGGUGGUUGCUGAAUUUCCUCUUCUCCGAGGUAGGGAGCUGCUACGGCAGCACGGCUUUGGACAAUGCUACAUACGAAGCCUCUUGAGCUUUGAUGGUGAAUAG
Molecule: messenger RNA, 2997 nt
Organism: Periconia digitata
Lineage: Eukaryota; Fungi; Ascomycota; Dothideomycetes; Pleosporales; Periconiaceae
Source: the annotation of a GenBank genome assembly